AUGCCGAAUCUGGACGGUCUGUUUGGAAAGAAGGGGGAGACGGAGGUGAAGACGAGCUCGGAGGUUGAGAGCGAGGGAGCUUCGGAAGAGAAUGUGGCUGAGCCGGAGCCAGAAGUGGUCAAGGAAGGUCAGUUGGUGUGCUUAGAAAAGCCCCCCGAGGAGCUGGACGUGGUGAUCAUUGGAGCAGGACUCGCAGGGCUGCGGCCAGCAGUGGCUCUACAGGAGGCGGGGGUCGCGUGUGUGGAGCUGGAUGUGGUAAUCAUUGGAGCAGGGCUGGCGGGGCUGCGGGCAGCGGUAGCGCCGCAGGAGGAGCUGGAUGUGGUAAUCAUUGGAGCAGGGCUGGCGGGGCUGCGGGCAGCGGUAGCGCCGCAGGAGGUGGCGGACGGGCGUUCAGCCUUGCACUCCCUCUUUUGCUUUCCCUUUCCAUCCCACACUCACAGAGCCCCCCGAGGAGCUGGAUGUGAGCCCCCCGAGGAGCUGGAUGUGGUGAUCAUUGGAGCGGGACUCGCAGGGCUGCGGGCAGCGGUAGCGCUGCAGGAAGCCGGGGUGCCUUGUGUGGUGCUGGAGGGUUCAGACGGGGUGGGAGGGCGCGUGCGCACAGAUGAAGUGGACGGGUUCCUCAUGGAUAGGGGCUUUCAGAUCUUCCUCUCAGCCUACCCCGAGGCACAGCAGGUGAUGGACUACGAGGCGUUGGACCUCAGGCCCUUCUACUCGGGCGCUCUCGUGUGGUUUGGAGGCUCCUUCCACAGGGUGGCAGACCCAUUUCGCCACACCUCAGACGGCCUCUCUUCCCUCUUCAACCCCAUCGGCUCUGUCUUUGAUAAAAUGCGUGUGGGGCUGCUGCGUCUGAAAGCCGUGUCCACGCCCGUAGAAGGCAUUCUUUCAGCGCCAGAGAGCAGCAUUGAAGAGGCGCUGAAGAAGCAAGGGUUCUCCAAUGAGAUGAUCGACCGCUUCUUCCGUCCCUUCCUCGGAGGGAUCUUUUUCGACAACGAGCUCAGCACUUCGUCUAGGUUGAUGGAGUUUGUCCUUCGCAUGCUCGCCCUCGCACCCAACACCCUCCCCUCAUCCGGCAUCGGAGCCCUCGCCUCUCACCUCGCCUCUCGCCUCCCCUCCCACUCCAUCCGCCUCAACUCCCCCGUCUCCUCCAUCUCGCCUGCUGUUCCCACCGACGAAGCUGAUAGCAAAGGUUCGGAAGCUGGUUCGGGUGUGCCGAGCCUGCUGAUGAUGCAGGAUGGGAAGAAGAUUUUGGCCAAGGGAGGGGUGAUAGUGGCAGUGGAGCAACCAGUGGCUGAGAGGUUGCUUCUAGGGGAGGGCGGUAGCGACAGCAGCAGCAGCAGUAGCAGCAGCAGCAGCAGCGAUGACACAGCUAGCAGCACUUCUGCUACGGCCAAUCAAGAGCCCCGCAGCACAGUCUGCCUUUACUUUGCGUCAGACUCCCCUCCCCCUGUCUCCGAGCCCAUCCUCUUUUUAAACGGCUCCGGUAGCGGCAUUGUCAACAAUCUCUGCUUCCCCAGCGUAGUGUCCCCCUCCUACGCUCCUCCUGGCAAAACACUGGUUUCGGUGUCCCUUGUAGGAGCCUAUGAGGACCGGACCGAAGCUGAACUCGAGGCUCGGGUUCGUACGGAGCUGGCGGGCUGGUUCGGGAAGGAGGAAGUGGAGGCUUGGAAGAUGCUCCGGGCAUACAGGAUUCCGUUUGCUCAACCGGGGCAAAGGCCUCCCACCGACUUCUCUGGGGAAGUGGAAGUGGAGGGGAAGGAUGGAGUGUAUGUGUGCGGGGAUCAUAAGAGCUCCCCCACAUUCGAUGGAGCGUUGGCUUCUGGUAGAAGGGCAGCAGAAUCUUUGCUGGCUCAAAGAGCGUGA
This is a messenger RNA of Closterium sp. Naga37s-1, 1860 nucleotides long. The record is from the annotation of a GenBank genome assembly. NCBI's taxonomy places the organism in Eukaryota, Viridiplantae, Streptophyta, Zygnematophyceae, Desmidiales, Closteriaceae.